GCAGUUCCUCUUCCUCCCGGUCUCUCGACACUCGGCGACACUCGGCAGAGGUACCGCCACCGAUCCCGACAUCUCGGAUCCGGACCAAAUCAAAGAUGAAGCUUAGCAGUAUUCUUCGGCUGCCGGCCCUCUUGGGCGCGAUGUUGCUUGGCACCGCCGCCGUUGUCGAGGCCGAACACACAAGUAACUGGGCCGUCCUCGUCUGCACGUCCCGGUUCUGGUUCAACUACCGCCAUCUUGCCAAUGUGUUGUCCAUCUACCGCACCGUGAAGCGCCUCGGGAUCCCCGACUCGCAAAUCAUUCUCAUGCUUCCGGAUGACAUGGCAUGCAAUCCCCGCAAUGCCUUCCCCGGAACUGUGUACUCCAACGCCGACCGCGCCGUGGAUCUCUAUGGCGACAACAUCGAAGUGGAUUAUAGGGGAUAUGAAGUGACGGUGGAGAACUUUAUCCGUCUCUUGACUGAUCGUGUGGGCGAUGAGAUGCCCCGGAGCAAGAGGUUGUUGACAGACGAUCGGAGCAACAUUUUGGUGUACAUGACGGGACACGGAGGCAACGAGUUUCUCAAGUUCCAGGAUGCCGAGGAGAUUGGCGCAUUUGAUUUGGCGGAUGCUUUCGAGCAAAUGUGGGAGAAGAAGAGAUACCACGAGAUUCUCUUCAUGAUUGACACCUGCCAAGCAAACACCAUGUACAGCAAGCUAUACUCGCCUAAUAUUAUCGCAACCGGGUCCUCCGAACUCGACCAGUCGUCCUACUCCCACCACGCCGAUAACGAUAUUGGAGUCGCGGUCAUUGAUCGAUACACUUACUACAACCUCGAGUUCCUCGAAAACGAAGUCAGAGACACCAGCAGCAAGAAGACGGUUGGUGAUCUCUUUGACAGCUACACAUACGAAAAGAUUCAUUCGAACGCGGGAGUGCGCUACGAUUUGUUUCCGGGAGGGGCGGAGGCAGCACGCAGCCGUCUUGUGACGGACUUCUUCGGCAACGUACAAAAUGUGGAGGUUGAUGGUUCCAAAAACACAACUCUAGAAGAGGACAUGCUUGCGUUGAGCAAAACUAUUGCAGCGCUGAGAAAAAAGGCAGACGAAGAGGAGGCCAUCUCGGUCGGGAAGGAGGACACAACCACUACUGAGACCACGAAAGAGAUGAAGAACGAGACCCUUUUGACCCACAAGAGCCAGUUCGCCAAACCUCUUACAGAUGAUAACUGGUUGGGGAAGAAGCUCUCAGCGCUGGGAGCUGUUGUCGGAUGCGCAGUGUUAUGGCAGAUGGGGUCGUGGCUCGAAUCUGCGCAGAAAUAAAGCAGUAGGAGAGGUGGACCAUAAAACUUACAAAUAAUGU
Messenger RNA from Neurospora tetraspora, 1341 nucleotides. Its product is annotated as peptidase C13 family-domain-containing protein. NCBI's taxonomy places the organism in Eukaryota, Fungi, Ascomycota, Sordariomycetes, Sordariales, Sordariaceae. Gene Ontology annotation, molecular function: GPI-anchor transamidase activity. The coding region runs from base 96 to 1301 and encodes 401 amino acids. The record is from RefSeq and is a predicted model, not a curated record. The transcript has 2 exons. Gene Ontology annotation, cellular component: GPI-anchor transamidase complex. Gene Ontology annotation, biological process: attachment of GPI anchor to protein; proteolysis.